This is a messenger RNA of Ceratina calcarata, 6558 nucleotides long. It is a transcript of the gene Dap160, whose product is annotated as dynamin associated protein 160. The record is from RefSeq and is a predicted model, not a curated record. The coding region runs from base 359 to 5929 and encodes 1856 amino acids. NCBI's taxonomy places the organism in Eukaryota, Metazoa, Arthropoda, Insecta, Hymenoptera, Apidae. Gene Ontology annotation, molecular function: protein binding; calcium ion binding; guanyl-nucleotide exchange factor activity. Gene Ontology annotation, biological process: positive regulation of Rho protein signal transduction. The transcript is spliced from 36 exons.
GGCCGACCCGCGUAUCCUCGGUACGAUCGAGAGGUUUUGUCCGAUUCUCCCCUUACACGAAACGAUCGCUGAAAAUCGUGGUAUUCGACCAUGAACUUCCUUUAGAAGAACCGCGGAAGGGGAUACGCGAGCGAGAUAAGCGGUCGGUCGUCGUCACUCUUCUGACUCGCCUUCGAGAAAAAAAUCUUGCUUUCAUACGUGCGCGUCAGGCCCCUCCGAUCAAUCUUCAAGUUCGCGACCCCGUCUUUCCCUCGGUUAAUUGGGUUUGUUCGUGAUUGAGUCCACGCUAAAUUGAUAGCGUCCCGACGAUUGUUCUUCCGUGAGGUCCGAUUCGGUGGUCACCUACGGGUGCACAGAGAUGGCCACCCCUCAGACUCCGGGUAUGGACCCAUGGGUGAUCCAACCUGGGGAACGUGCAAAGUAUAGGCAGCAGUUCGAUUCUUUGAAACCGAUCAAUGGUGUCAUCACUGGAGAACAGGCGAAAGAGUUUUUUCUCAAGUCUCAGCUUCAGCCUUUGAUCCUCGGUCAAAUAUGGGCUCUGUCGGACACGGACGCAGAUGGAAAGAUGGACAUCAACGAAUUUAGUAUUGCAUGUAAAUUGAUCACUUUGAAAUUAAAGGGUUUCGAGAUUCCAAAAACCUUGCCACCGUCUCUGGUUCAGAGUUUGAAACAAUUCUCUGCCGCUGAAACAGCUUUGACGAACGGAGCUCCUACCAUCCCGCCACAGAACAAUGUCGCUUCCUUAGUAAAUUUGUCUGGCCCACCGCAAGUCCCGGUGCAACCUCUGAUCGGCGGAGUACCUAUGACCGGAUCUGUCCCACGUCCACUCAUAGGCCCACGACCGAACGGGCUAUUGCCAGGGCAGAGCAUCAGACCUGUCGCACCGAUGACUCUACCAGCAUCACGACAAAGUAGACAGAACGUGGCUGCCACGACACAUGCCACGACUCACACAGCGUCAAAGCCACCCGCUCGACCUGCACCACCCUCUGUGGGAAUCGUGCCUUCUUCGAGUAUCACCACUACCGAUAUCAAUGCCACUAGUCCUAGUGGUGGUCCUCCUCAAAGACCUACACCACCCACAAGUAUUGGAGCUAAUUUUUCACCGAUAACCAGUGGCCCGCCACCGAAACCAGCACCGCCGUCGUUCCCCAACAGUCCAGUGGCCGCAGGAAUUUCACCGGUGAAGGUACCGCCCGUGCCCGCCGCGCCUAUCAUUCCUCCGGUGCAGCCUGUUCAGCCGAUGACUGCGUCCACCAUGGGAAUGCCUGCAGUAGCUCCGAUUGCACCGUUGAACACGAACCCAACGCCGAUGGCAGCUUUCGGUAUGGGACAGGCAAUGCCAAUUCAGCCCUGUAGUACUGCCAUGGUCGCUCCGAUCCCUGGUACCGUGAUACCACCCGUUGCGCCAAUUUCCACCGGAGCCGGCGUGAUUUCGACUCCUCCGGUCGUAGGCUUACCUCCGCUGUCGGCAACAACGGCAAGCGGGGCGAUGGUGAACGGCGUGAUCACUCAAACGCCGGUAUCAACGAACACGCCAUUGAGCACGACUGCGCGCCCGCCCAGCAUAGAUAGAAUAGGCUCGGUGGACUCUCAGCAUAGUCAGCAUUCCAUGGGAUCUCCGCAGCCGGUGGAAUGGGCUGUGCCGCAUCAAACGAAACUGAAGUAUACUCAGCUGUUCAACACUUGGGAUAGGACGCGAUCCGGGUUUCUGUCUGGUCCACAGGCCAGGAACAUCAUGGUGCAGUCGCAGUUACCUCAAAAGGUGUUGGCACAGAUAUGGGCGUUAGCGGACAUGGACUCGGACGGCCGUUUGAGCUGCGACGAGUUCGUAUUGGCUAUGCAUCUAUGCGACAUAGCGAAGCUGGGCGAGAAGAUACCUUCCACGCUUCCCGUCGAACUUAUCCCGCCUGCCUUCAGACGACAACGACAGAGCAGCUUGACGUCUUCUCAGACCGGAGCGGAGAACAUCGACCCGUCGGCCGGUAUGCCUCAGACAUCCUUCGAGGACAAGCGUAAAGAGAACUUUGAGAAGGGACAAGCGGAGCUCGAGCGCAGGCGUAAAGCCUUGUUGGAAGUUCAACGCAAGGAACAGGAAGAACGUGAGCGCAAGGAGAGAGAGGAGGCCGAGAAAUUAGAGAAAAUUAGAUUGGAGCAGGAAAGACGAAGACAAGCGGAGAUCGAGAAACAGAUGCAGAGGCAGAAGGAGAUCGAGCAAGAGAAAGAGGAGCAACGGAAACGAGCCCAUGAACAGCGGGAAGCUGCACGAAAAGAGAUGGAGAGGCAACGGCAGUUAGAGUGGGAGAGACAAAAGUCGCAGGAGCUUCAAGCUCAGAGGCAAAAGGAGCAGGACGUCUUACUCAAGUUGAAGGCGAAAAAUCAAACGUUGAGCAUCGAGUUGAGCACGCUCAACGACAAAGUGAAAGAGUUGUCGCAAAAGAUUUGCGACACUCGCGUAGGCGUUUCCGGGGUGAAAACGACGAUCGACGGUAUGCGAUCGACGCGAGACGCGCAGCUGCAGGAGAUGGCUGCCCUGAAGAAUAAACUGCGAGAACAAAACCAAAGAUUACUGUCGUUGAGUCAAGAGAAAGCUCGCAUCGAAGCGAAGAACAAGUUGAACAUGGCCAUGGAAUCAGCGGGCCAGGAAGCAAUAAAAAUGGCAUUUGACAACAAGCAGAUCACUCUGAAGCAAAUGAAAGAUAAAGUUGGUGAUCUACAGCAACAGAUCGAUGCUAAAAUGGCCGAUAUAGAAAAUAACAAUGGUCAGCUUCAAGACAUAAAAACGCAGUUAGAAAAUUUAGUGAGCGAUUGUAAGAAUCUUUACGUGACAUUCGAGGACAAAAAGUUGAAAGUGUUAGAGCUGAGAGCGAGUGGUGGUACCGGCGCUGGUACCGAUUACACGGCCUCUUCGUGGAGUGACACGGCGUGGAACGAAGCUCCGACAGUGGUCAACGACUCUGCUUGGCCAGUUAACGACACCGCCACGACUGACGCCGAGCCCGAAUCAGCUACGCCCGGCGUCAUGAAGUACAGAGCUGUCUACGAAUUCGUGGCGAGAAAUCAAGAUGAAAUAUCGUUUCAACCCGGUGACAUUAUUCUGGUACCGCCCGUGCAAAAUGCAGAACCUGGAUGGAUGGCCGGUGAGAUUCGCGGUCACACCGGUUGGUUCCCCGAAUCUUACGUAGAACCAGUGGUCGCAGGAAGUGCGAACGAUAACACUUUCAUACAACAAGACAGCGUGGAGAAGAGAACGUUAGAGGGAAUUGCUGAAGUUCCCGAGAACGUGUCUGACGCUGGAUCGCUGGGUGACGAACCUCCGUACGUUGAACCCAUCGUACCUACCCCCGGAUUGGGCGUAACCUGUGACGUACAAGUAACGACUUUGUAUCAUUAUCGUCCUACAGUGGAGCAACAUCUCCCCUUCGAGAAGGGAGAUAUCGUUAAAGUCACCGAACAACAAAACGACUGGUGGUACGGUACGUCCAGCAGCGGAGCCAGUGGAUGGUUCCACAAGUCGUACGUGAAAGAAAUUGCUGCCAAUCAAGCCGCAGCAGUCGUCGACGGACUGAAUGAGUAUUACACAGCUUUGUAUCCGUACGCCUCUGCCGAGAAUGGAGACUUGAAUUUCGGUCAAGGGGAAGUUAUACUGGUCACGAAGAAGGAAGGCGACUGGUGGACGGGCACCAUAGGCGAUAGGACCGGGAUCUUCCCUGCCAAUUACGUAGAAAAAUGUGACGCACCGGAUCAGGACGCCUCUGUAAUUACUAACGCGUCCCAAACACCCGCCACUACUACGAUGACUGCGAGUACAGCCGUCAGUAAUUACGAAACGGUGUCCACCGUCGCCCAGGCUGCAUUGCAAGCAGAGAAGACCGCUGAACAACUGGAGGAUGAAAGAGCAGCCGCGGAAGACAGAGCAGAAUUGCCAGACUUCACCGCGAUGGCUGCGCAGCAGUACGUCAAGAGGGGAAGGAAGCCUGAAAUUGUACAAGUCAUCGCACCCUAUCAAGCUACUAGUUCCGAGCAGUUGAAUCUACAGAAAGGACAGCUGAUAAUGAUUCGUAAGAAGACGGACAGCGGUUGGUGGGAAGGAGAGUUACAGGCACGUGGUAAGAAGAGGCAAAUCGGUUGGUUCCCUGCGUCUUACGUUAAGCCGUUGACCAGUAGCAGUAAUCGAAGUACACCCGUGUCUCACGGAUACCAAGACUCUCCUACCGAUCCAAACGUCGAACGAGUGUUGGCACUGUACCCUUAUGAAGCCCGAAACGAGGAUGAACUGAGCUUCAACAAAGGAGAAGUGAUAACCGUGUUGGCGAAGGACGAGGAAGCAUGGUGGAAAGGCGAAUUGAACGGAAUGUCCGGCGUUUUUCCCAGUAAUUAUGUAUCACCCAUGUCCGAUGAGAUGACGAUCGACUUGCUAAUGGCUGGGUUGGAUCCCAUGGAGAGGAAACGGCAAGAGUACAUCAAAGAGCUUAUCACAACCGAGCAAGCAUACAUAGAAGAUAUGAGACUCGUUCACGAGGUGUUCGAGAAGCCGCUCAUUGAAAGUCUGGUGUUGAGCAUGGACGAGGUGGAUAAGAUAUUCGUUAACUGGAGAGAUAUCAUCGCGUGCAACGACAAUUUUUUAAGGACGUUACGAAUAAGACGGGACAAUAGCGAAGGAGGAAUCGUGAGAAUGAUCGGAGACAUCUUAUGCGAGAACAUACCUAGAAUGUCGGCGUACAUACGAUUCUGCAGCUGCCAGAUAUCCGCUGCCGUUUAUCUUCAAAGACUGACGGAGACCGUGCCGGAGUUCGUCAAAGUCGCCCACACAUGUCAACAGGACCCGCGUACAAAAGGAAUGCCUUUGAGUUCAUUCUUGAUUAAACCGAUGCAGAGGAUAACCAAGUAUCCUCUCAUCAUUGGCAAGAUUUUAGAACAUACUCCGGUCGACCAUCCCGACAGGCAGUAUCUCCAAGAAGCCUUGGCUAAGGCAGAAGAAUUUUGUACCCAGGUAAAUGAAGGCGUUAGGGAGAAAGAGAAUAGCGAUAGAUUAGAAUGGCUGCAAACACGUGUGGCCUGCGAUGGUCUCGAGGAACAACUUAUCUUUAACUCUUUAACGAAUUCUUUAGGUCCACGAAAGCUCGUUCACUUUGGCAUACUUCACAAGGCGAAGAGCGGAAAGGAACUUGUUGGAUUUCUUACCAAUGACUUCUUACUGUUCGCUCGACCGGUGCUUUCGAAAAAAUAUUUUUCCAGUGGACAACAAUUUUCAUUCGAAAGGAACGAGCAUCACAAGUUUAAGAUGUAUAGAAAACCAAUAUUUUUAAACGAAUUAUCAUUCUUGGGGGAUUCGGAGACGAGUGGAACAGCCUUCGGUGAGAAUUCUGACAACGCGACUAAAAUACUCAGGCUGAAGGACCAGAAGAAACCGAUAAUAUUGCUGGCACCGUCGCCGAGCGAGUGUGUACUCUGGGUGAAACGGAUCACCGAAGCGAGGAAGAAGUUCCUGGAGAACGAGAAAACGCGUCUGCAGAGACAGAGAUCGAAACAGGCGCAGUUUGGAGCGUGCGGGAGAAUUCUCGUUACGGUGCUUGAAGGUUUCAAUAUAAAGACGACACCUGGCAAGUGCAACACGUUUUGUAAAGUGAGCAUGGGCUCGCAGGAAGAGAGAACAGGCGUCGUUUCGGGAACUGACUGUCCUCUGUGGGACGCGUCGAUGCAGUUCCAAGUGAAGGAUCUGCUCGAAGAUACUCUGUGUAUCACGGUCUUCGACAAAGGCUACUACAGCCCGGAUGAAUUCCUUGGCCGGGCGGAGAUCAGGGUCGCUGACAUAAUGAGGGACAGCAGAGAUUCGUGCGGACCGAUACAGAAACGUAUUCGACUGCACGAGGUCGAGAAAGGGGUAGUAGUAUUGAAACUGGACCUACGACUCUUCGGCAAUCGGUAAGAGGAGUGUUUACGGCCAAGUUGCAGCUGUCACUGCCGGCAAACUCUUUUAUAUCACUACUUUACAAGAUCCACGAUCGUCGUGUGUGAUCGACCGAGGCACAAAUCAAGCAAUUUCUUAUAAUAUACGAAGUAUUUAUUGUACUUCAGAGAUGUUCACGGAUAUUACGCGAGUAAUUAAUUUGUAAGAGAAAAAUAGUUUUGUUACUUUCUAUGUAUACAAUUUUCGCGACGAUUCGAGUCUUCCUUAGGUGUUAAUUAUUUAUAUCUUGUCAAUUUACAGCAGUAUUAUUGUUAUCGUUAUCGUAAUGUUUAUACGACGUAUAACCAGGAAAGCAUUUGUUCUUUUGUAUUUAACGUGUUCUGUGUGACAGUUCGGAGCAUUUAACAGGGCAUUAGAAUAACUCGGGCGUACAAGGGAUAAUUUAAGAAUAAUUUAUUGCAUUGCAAAAUGCGUAAUUAAAUUAGCGUACAAUUAUGGUGAAAGUAGAAAAUAGAUACAUUCCUUAUGCUAAUUCUCGCGUACGUAUGAUAAUAACGACUCUAGAUGUACGAUAGUUUCUUAUUUAUCGAUCGAAUUUUAUAAAUCGCUAUGCGUGUAGUCUAUCAAUAAAGUAGUGUUUGAUACAA